Molecule: messenger RNA, 1253 nt
Organism: Brassica napus (rape)
Lineage: Eukaryota; Viridiplantae; Streptophyta; Magnoliopsida; Brassicales; Brassicaceae
Product: chaperone protein dnaJ 72
Exons: 3
Coding region: 437-970 (177 amino acids)
Source: RefSeq, a predicted model, not a curated record
UUUUUUAAGUAUAUUUUAUUUAUAAGAAAAAAUCUAAUUUUUUUUUUUUCUUAAGUAAAUUUUAAGACCUUGACAAGCACUUCAGAUAAAGACAGUAGAUUAGAAAAGGUCGAAACUAACCUUAAGAUGAGGGAUUAAUCCACACCGUUCGUUGAAAAGUUAGAAAUUAGAAUUCAAAAGAGUCUUAUUUAUCCAAUGGGCCUCGGCCCGUUAGAAUAGUCUUCAUCCUGUUGGGGUGUUCUGUCUGAAGGAAGCGGCCAUUGAAGCGCCACGAAGCCUCUCUCUCCUCUUCUCUCUCUAAAAACAAAAGAGAUCCUUCACUAUUCCAAUCUCCUUUUUCUCGAUGCUCCCCUCACGAGCCCAGAAUCACACACACACACAAAGCAAUCGCUCGAUUCUAAUUUAGGUUUCGGUCGGUUUGAAAAAAAUUUCGUCAAUGGUGGAUCAUUACCAAGUCCUCGGCGUUACCAGAAACGCGACGAAGCAAGAGGUCAAAGAAGCGUUCCGGAGAUUAGCGGUGAAGUACCACCCCGACAAGCACGCGCAGUCUCCCGACCACGUUCGUCUAAACGCAACCGUGAGGUUCAAGCUCGUGUCCGAAGCGUACGAGGUAUUGAACGACGAUCGCAAACGCGCGUCUUAUAACGCUGUCAGCGAUUCCGAUUCCUUUCGCCGUACCGGCGGUUCGUAUAGCAAUCCGUACGGAAACCGCGGUUACGGUUACGGUUACGGUUCGUCGAGGAACCGUGGUCAAGGGUCGAGUUUCAGCAGCGCGUUUGAGUCGACGUUUCGGUACUUGACUACACGCGCGUUUCUUCUUAACCUCGCGUUGGCUGGUGGUAUGUGCUUUGCCUUUACCGCGAUUGAUACAAGCGGAGAAACAUUAUGGAAAAUGCGUAACUCCGGGAAAUCAUUCGAAGAAGCGAUGGAUUCACUUGAGAAAACAAAGGUACAUAAGGAUGAAGGGUGAAAGAAAGGAUCCAGAGGUACUACCAAGACUUAUACAUUUAUAUGUUUUUUUAAUUUGUGUAAAUUAAAAGUAUAAUAGCUAAAAAAGCACUUUUUAUUAAAUCGAUUUAUGAGAGUUAAUACUUGCACGCAAUUGCAUUUGAGUGCAUAACAACGGCAAGCAAAGAUGGGAUGUCCUAAUAAGAACAAAUAAAACUUUUGGCUUUUGUAUCAGUAAUGGGGACAUUAUUGUAGUGGUGGGUAACGUGUUUGAUUGUCUUAUAUGAAGAUGGUGAUAAGGUAUA